GCCGGACGAUGUAUAUAUAAGAGACACGUUCGCAAAAUCCCGCCCACCUCCUCCCUGGCCUUGCUGCCCGACAUCUCGAUUCCAUCCGUCCAAUAUGUGUUUGGCCCAGCCCGUCCCCCGGGAUAUUCAGAGGUUCUCGGCGCCUGCCCACUCGUACAUGAUCCAUUAACCAUGUUCUCGUCUUCCUAUCUGUCCUCGCCUAAAUCUCGUCUCCCCUUGUUACUGCCAUCACUACAACGACGAUGAGCUCUUCAUCCUCAUCGUCGCGCAAGUCGCGCAUGGCGACGAGCGUGUCCAACGUCAUGUACACGAAUGCCGUGUACUUCCCCAACUAUAGGGUGUACAAGGGCGACACCCCGGGAGAGUUGAACUAUGGCUGUAUCAACCACGUGUAUUACGCUUUCGCCAACCUCUCGCCCGACGGCACUGUCUUUCUGAGCGACGAGUGGGCAGAUGCCCAAGCACCUUGUGACGGCGUCCAGGGCGCAUUGGGUUCUUUGAUGCACCUCAAGCAGAAGCACCCUCACCUUCAGGUGAUUUUGUCCAUUGGCGGUUCGCAGUCGGGCGAGAUGUUCCCCAUUGUGGCGUCGGACCCGAUAUUUCGCGAUAAUUUCGGGCGGUCUGCGCGCGGUCUGGUUGAGGCCUCGGGUCUGGAUGGAAUAGAUAUUGUGUGGGAAUAUCCUUGCGACCAGCAGCAAGGUGCCGAUUUCCUAGCUCUUCUGGCUGCCACUCGCAUCCACCUUCCCGAAGACUACUACUUGCUCACCGCUGCUCUGCCCGCGGCCAAGGCCGUUUUGCAGUGCAUCGACCUGCGCCAGUCGGUGGACUAUCUGGAUUUCAUCAACCUGACAGCCUACGACUUCUACGGCUCGUGGACGAACCGGAGCGGUCACCAAUCCCAGCUGUAUGCGAUGAACAAGGACGAAACCUCGGGCUCGUCCGGCGUCAGCUAUCUCAUGGCAUCAGGCGUGCCGGGGAAGAAGAUCCUUCUCGGGAUCCCCCUCUUUGGGCGCAGCUUCCUCCAGGCCACGGGGCCCGGGCAGAAGUUCAAGGGAGCCGGCGGCGAGGACGGCUCAUUCGAGUACAAGGACCUGCCCAGGAGGGGCACCAAGGAGCAGGUCGACAAGCGGUCCGUCGCGGCGCAGUGCGUCGGUGGAGACGGCGGCUUUGUGACAUACGACAACCCAGACACGGUCAAGAUGAAGGCGGCCUUCUGCAAGCAGAAGGGACUAGGGGGGCUAUUCUACUGGAACGCACCGGCGGAUGCGAAGGACAGCAAACGAAGUCUGAUCGCGGCAGGUUUCCGCGCACUGCACAGCUCAUGAUACCCUGCAUGGAGGGAGGAUCCCCUUCCCCCCGGAGUGGUAGGGAACCUCUCUCCACCCGAGCCGCCCUGCCUGGACAGGAUUUGUCGAUUCGGUCUCAUCGACGGCGAACUAAACAGGCGGUAAACGACCUGUAUCGUUUAGUGGCCCU
Messenger RNA from Phialemonium atrogriseum, 1476 nucleotides. RefSeq names its product endochitinase B1. Gene Ontology annotation, cellular component: extracellular region. NCBI's taxonomy places the organism in Eukaryota, Fungi, Ascomycota, Sordariomycetes, Cephalothecales, Cephalothecaceae. The record is from RefSeq and is a predicted model, not a curated record. Gene Ontology annotation, biological process: carbohydrate metabolic process; chitin catabolic process. The coding region runs from base 243 to 1325 and encodes 360 amino acids. The transcript is spliced from 4 exons. Gene Ontology annotation, molecular function: chitin binding; chitinase activity.